CUGUUUCAAUCCAUCAAAACUAUACUUGAAAGAAUAUCUUACUUUAUGAAUUCUUAAUCAUGGCUGAGGCCAGCAGAUUAGAUCUAAAUCUAGAAGCAUCAGGGGAGAUAAACAGUGUUAUGUUUAUAUACAUUUUUGAAGUAAGCAGAAGCUCAAAAGGAAAGACUCAGGAGAGAUGGGAAGUGUGGCAGACACUACAAAAAAAAAUGGGUGUGAUAAAAGGCUUGUAUUUUUGAGAAAUGAAGAGAACAUUUUAUUACUCCAUACUGAAUCUCCAAGUAUUGAUCUUGCUUUGUUUUCCUAAAGCAGCAAUUCAGUGCAGGGUAUUACAGGUUUGAUAGAAGGGCAAAACAUUAGUGGAAUAGCCUUCAGGUUUAUUGAUGCAUUAAAAAGAAAUCAGCAGCAUGACUUACUGCGUUUUUUGUCAGUUGCUUUCUCUAUCUUUUUAUUGCUGAUUUGACAGUCUCUGGUCCUUCUCCUUUGCUGUUAAAUCUGUGUGCCCUUUGUUUGCGCUGAUGGGUUUUGCUACAUUUGGCUGUGAGAGAAAAGCCUGUCAUUGCCAUACAGGUCUAAUUAGCCUUCUGGGUGAGUAUAUACAUUAAACAGACCUUCUGAGCCAUGAAAGAAAAGAGUUCACAACAGCGAAGAUUUUCUUUAUGUACUGGGGUUUCGCCUGUUUUAUUUCCUCCACGAAUUGAUGAUGGCCGAAAGCUUGUCCGGAAUGCUUCAUUUGGAGGAUACAGUGAACUUUCUCCUUCAUUGACAGGUUUUGAAAGAGGGAAGGAAGAUGCUUCUCAAAAUAAAGAUGAAUCUUCACUUUCUAUGUCAAAGAGCAAGUCUGAAUCUAAACUUUAUAAUGGCUCAGAGAAGGACAGUUCAACUUCAAGCAAGCUCACAAAAAAAGAAUCACUUAAGGUGCAGAAGAAAAAUUACCGAGAAGAAAAGAAAAGAGCCACAAAAGAGUUACUCAGCACAAUCACAGAUCCUUCUGUUAUUGUUAUGGCUGAUUGGUUGAAGAUUCGUGGUACUCUAAAGAGCUGGACCAAGUUGUGGUGUGUGUUGAAACCUGGGGUGCUACUGAUCUAUAAAACCCAAAAAAAUGGUCAGUGGGUAGGAACAGUCCUACUGAAUGCCUGUGAAAUCAUUGAGCGUCCGUCAAAAAAGGAUGGCUUUUGUUUCAAAUUGUUCCAUCCUUUGGAGCAGUCUAUUUGGGCAGUGAAGGGUCCGAAAGGUGAAGCAGUUGGAUCCAUAACUCAGCCCUUACCUAGCAGUUACUUGAUCAUCCGAGCUACUUCAGAGUCAGAUGGCAGGUGCUGGAUGGAUGCUUUGGAGUUGGCUUUGAAAUGUUCUAGUCUUCUUAAACGUACAAUGAUCAGGGAAGGUAAAGAACAUGACCCGAGCAUUUCAUCAGAGAGCACACAUGUGACUUUGUAUGGCUUAUUACGUGCUAACAAUCUCCACAGUGGUGACAAUUUCCAGCUAAAUGAUAGUGAAAUUGAACGACAGCAUUUUAAGGACCAAGAUAUGUAUUCUGAUAAAUCUGAUAAAGAAAAUGAUCAGGAGCAUGAUGAGUCUGACAAUGAGGUGAUGGGGAAAAGUGAAGAAAGUGACACAGAUACGUCAGAAAGGCAGGAUGAUUCAUAUAUUGAACCUGAGCCUAUUGAGCCUUUAAAGGAGACUACCUACACUGAACAGAGCCAUGAAGAACUUGGAGAGGCAGGUGAGGCUUCUCAAACAGAAACUGUGUCUGAAGAAAACAAAAGUCUUAUCUGGACACUGCUGAAACAAGUCCGUCCUGGCAUGGACCUGUCCAGGGUGGUUCUGCCUACAUUCAUAUUGGAACCUCGUUCUUUCCUGGAUAAACUUUCAGAUUACUACUAUCAUGCAGAUUUCCUGUCUGAGGCUGCUCUUGAAGAAAAUCCUUAUUUCCGUUUGAAGAAAGUAGUGAAAUGGUAUUUGUCAGGAUUCUAUAAAAAGCCAAAGGGACUGAAGAAACCAUAUAAUCCUAUACUUGGUGAGACUUUCCGUUGUUUAUGGAUCCAUCCUAGAACAAACAGCAAAACUUUUUAUAUUGCUGAACAGGUAUCCCAUCAUCCACCAAUAUCUGCUUUUUAUGUUAGUAAUCGAAAGGAUGGAUUUUGCCUUAGUGGUAGUAUCCUGGCUAAGUCUAAGUUCUAUGGAAACUCAUUAUCUGCAAUAUUAGAGGGAGAAGCACGGUUAACUUUCUUGAAUAGAGGAGAAGAUUAUGUAAUGACAAUGCCAUAUGCUCAUUGUAAAGGAAUUCUUUAUGGCACAAUGACACUGGAGCUUGGAGGAACAGUCAAUAUUACAUGUCAAAAAACUGGAUACAGUGCAAUACUUGAAUUCAAACUGAAGCCAUUUCUAGGUAGUAGUGAUUGUGUUAAUCAAAUAUCAGGGAAACUUAAAUUGGGAAAAGAAGUCCUAGCUACUUUGGAUGGCCAUUGGGAUAGUGAAGUUUUUAUUAAUGACAAAAAGACUGAUAAUUCCGAGGUUUUCUGGAACCCAACACCUGACAUUAAGCAAUGGAGAUUAAUAAGGCACACUGUAAAAUUUGAAGAACAGGGAGAUUUUGAAUCAGAGAAGCUCUGGCAGCGGGUAACCCGAGCCAUAAAUGCCAAAGACCAAACAGAAGCUACUCAAGAAAAAUAUGUUUUAGAAGAAGCUCAAAGACAAGCUGCCAGAGAUCGAAAAACAAAAAGUGAAGAGUGGGCUUGCAAGUUAUUUGAACUUGAUCUACUUACAGGAGAAUGGCAUUACAAGUUUGCAGAUACCCGACCAUGGGACCCCCUUAAUGAUAUGAUACAGUUUGAAAAAGAUGGUGUUAUCCAGACCAAAGUGAAACAUCGCACUCCGAUGGUUAGUGUCCCAAAAAUUAAACGUAAGCCAACCAGGCAACAGAAGAAAAUGGCAAAAGGCUAUUCCUCUCCAGAACCUGAUAUCCAGGACUCAUCUGGAAGUGAAGCCCAAUCAGUGAAACCAAGUACAAGAAGAAAGAAAGGGAUAGAACUGGUAGACAUCCAAAGUUCCAUCGAAUCUAUAAAACAAACACAGGAAGAAAUUAGAAGAAACAUUAUGGCUCUUCGAAAUCAUUUAGUUGCAAGCCCACCUGCCACGGAUUAUUUUCUGCAACAGAAAGACUACUUCAUCAUUUUCCUCCUGAUACUGCUUCAAGUAAUAAUAAACUUCAUGUUUAAGUAGAAGUUCUUUAGAGUUGAAUCAGUGAACUGGAUUGAUCACAUUUGGUCUGGGACCAAUGUUCAAAUGGUUUGGUCUUUAUUAAAACAUCAAAAUAUUUCUAAAACAAAGAGAAAAAUUUAGAGGUGUUGAACUUUCAUACCUUUUAUUCUUAAUCUGAAAUAAGAGCUGUCCUAUUUGGCUAUUUAAAGUGAGCUAUAUGCUAAGUGCCAGAACAUUUCUAGCUUUUGUGAGUGUUCGUUACAUGUGAAUAUCAUCAAUCCACAUGUAUUCCCAGUUGUCUCUUAUGUACUCUUAUCUGUCUUUGUCUUCUAUAGUAUGUUCUGAGAUAUAUCGUUAAACAUUGUUCAUAAAAAGAUACUAUCAAUCUUAUAAAUAUAUGUAUAAUUAUUUUCUUCAUAAAACAGGCACAAAACUUUUAUCAAUAAGGAAUUACAGAAUGGGAAAUGAUAGAGUAAUAUACAUAUUAUAAACAAUUCAAUGCCCUGUACUGUUAAAAAGGAAAUUAUUGCCAAAGCACCGCCUAAAUUGUCUUCUUAGAAACUGCAAGAAAAGAAGUAUGAAUGGUCAAAAUUGAUACACUAAGAAAGAUAAGUGGCAAAGUGCUGUUUAAAAAGCUUACAUAAGAUUUUUCUUUGGACCCUUAGAAUUUAAUAUAAUAUUUAUACACACAGGUAUAUAUGUAUGUAUGUGUAUAUCACUAUAAAAAUUGGUAUGCAGCUACUUGGAUCUAUUGACUAUAUUAUUGAUUAUAUCUUUCUCAUAUGAUACCACCUUAAGCACUUGCUGAAAAAAGUGUGCUCAAAUUAAUUGCUAUCCUCUUUUUCUUAUUUUUGCUUUUUAAUUCAGCUGGUCCAUAACAUAUGACAAAUUCUAGAGAUAUUUAUAAGACAUAUGAAAUGCUGAUAAUUCAUGUAUUUUCAUGAACAGCUUUUAGCUUUCAUUUAGACCUUUGUGUGUGUUCAGUGGAUAAGUAGAAUAGAAAAAAAUUAUAACCAAUAUUUCACUUCAAAAGCCAGAAAGAAAGGCUAUUAAGAAAGACCAGUUGUUCUGGGUAGUGGCAUUUAUGUGUACAUUAAAAUUGAUUUCUUUUAAAUGUGCAAUAAGUUAAGCAAAUAAGAACAUCAAGUUCUGAGUUUAAUUCUUUAUUAUCCCUAUUCUUAAUAACUUCAUUCUGUGGCAAAACCACAGUUUUUCAAGAUUCCUUUUGUUCAGGCUCAGGCAACUUUUUUCUAAGUUUUUUUUUCUUCAGUUUAAUAUUUUCACUGUGUUUUUGCAUAAAUUUUUAUAGUCCUCAAAAGCAAUUUUUGCAAAUGUUGUUAAGUUUAGGACUAUGUUGUCCUAAGAUAUAUCUUAUAACCCUGAGGGUAUAGAUUUUGAAAUGGUUAUUAAUGAAGGUUAGAUAGAGAAUAUUUACCUUUGACAAAGAAGAGACUUUGAGAAACUAGUAAAAAUUUCAGUCAACUGUUUAUGCCAUGGUAAAUAUAAAAUCAAGGGAUAAUUGCUAAAUUAUGAAAAUUAACCCUAGUAAAAAGAGCCUACUUUUUUUUUUUUUAACCAAUGUAGCUAUCUUAAGUAUACAACUUAUGUGAUCCUUAGGUUUUAUGAAGAGACAUUUCCCAGGUAUUAUUGGUAAAACAAUGUGGUAUUCCAUGUAUACAUGUGAAAAAAAAAAUUUAAGUUGAUUAAAGCAUAAAUAGGAUGUUCCUAUAUCCAGUAUUUUCAUGACUACACUAGAAUGGGUGGUUUUAUGGUUGCAUUUCAUAUCUGUCAGUCAACUUUUUGUACUCACAUUCUGUUACCAAUGUUAUGCUAAACCACAUAUAACUGAUAUAUAAUGUUUUGUAAAUAUUGUACAAUUAGAUCUUUUUUAUGGUUUAAAUUAGUAUUAAUUUAUCUAUAUUAUAUAUAACUUGAUUGGCUGAUCAAAAAAUAUUUCAUCAUUAAACCUGAAAAAUGUUUUUGUUUUUGACCUGCUUUGGGUCUUUGAUCUUAUCCAUUUGUGUGUUAGUUUCAUUUGUUUGUAUGGUUAUCUUCUGAAACUGGAAGGUAAUUGUUUUCUUUAUUUUGUAUUUUUUUUAGGGUAGAUGACAGGGGUUCUUACCCAAGGAGUCAAAAACUAUUUCAUGAGAAAGAGCAAGGUUAUUUGUGACUGUUUCUUAUACACUAAAAGCACAUAGCUGAUCUAAUAGUCUUCUUAUGCUUUUAGUUGUAUGAAUUCCUUCUGUGAAUUGAACACAAAACUCAGGAAUUGGUGGCUUAGUGCUAGAUCACUGCUUUUACUAGGUUUAGUAUGUGGAUCCUUCAAAACACAUAAUUAAACUUUUGUAUUUAGCUAUAAUAUGUAAUUGACUUUGAAUGUUCUUUACAUGAGGUUAACUUUCCUUCACACCUGGAUUCCUAAAAAAUGGUGAUUUACAGUUCCCAGUUGUCUAAAAGCCUCAUAAUGGUUUCUAGGAUUUAAGACCUUAUGACCACUUUUUUUUUUCAUUUGAUCAAAAAUUUUUUCUCACAUGAAAAUUUAGAUGAGUAAUAAUUAUUGACAUGUGCAUUUCUUUUUUAUUUGUUAAAUGUACUAUGCCAGUUGUAUACCAUUUAGUGAGAUGUAGCUGGCCUAAGAAAAGACAAUACCUAGGGUAUGUGAAAUGUUAAGUAAGUUUCAGCAGUAGGCUUUUUUUUUUUGUAUUUUAUGUUACUACUUUUUUGUAUUACUUAGUUAAGUUUCAGCAAUAGUCAUUUUUGUUUGUUUGUUUUAUGUUACUACUUUUUUGUAUUACUUAUAAAGGUACAGUUUAAUUUUUGUCACAGCUCAGUUGGCAACUGCAUUCCAUUUGAAAAAUUGGCCUUGUAAAAAUAUAAACCUCAUUUAUGUAUCCAUGCUUUUGUGCCUUUAAGAAAAUCUUUUGUUAUAUUUGUGUUACAGAAGUAUAAUAGAUUCAAAGUGUUUAUAAGCUUGUCAUAAAAGGGUCAUUUCUGUGUCACUUAAUUUCCUUUUAUAUAGCUAUAACAUAUUUAAACAGUAAUGCUGUACUUUUAUAAGGGUUUGUCUAUAUAUUUUUCACUCUCAGACAUCAUUGAAAUAGACUUGCAGAUUAAUCUGAGUAUUGUAAACAGUGCCUUUUUGAUGGAAUUCACACUGUUUUGGGUGUCAACAUGUGCCAUAUACAUAAAGUUUUUGUGGGAGGCAGUUUUAACUUUUUGAAGAAUAUCUUAGUCAAAUAUUUAAGAAAACAAAUGUAUAAAUAUAAAAUUCCAUUUUUUCCAGUGUUUCAUAUUUGUAGUGAGUGAGCAAUGAAUAUAUUUUUGUUUGUUUGAUGUACAGUGAUGAUGGCAUUAUUGAUAAGCCAUACAUUGACACUGCAGAUUAUUUUGAAUUAUGCUAAAUGUACAGAAAUAAAAUAUCAAACCUAACAUUUUACCAUAUUUUCCAUUUGAACCAAUGGGGGGAAAUCCCCUGGAAAUAAAUAAGUUUACAUUUCAACCUCUAUCUUAUUUGACUAAGGGGAAAAAGAGAUUCUUUAAAAUGUAUACCAGCCACUGUUGUAUAAUUUGGUUUCAUUUUGUUCUGCUUAUAGUGAGUGUAUCAUAUUUAAUUUACUUUUCAUUGCUCUUAUCAUAUUUGUUUGUUUUUGUUACAGUUUUAAAUUGAAGAUGGACUGUUAAAAUUGUAUAGAACCAGUGUCUCGUUAAUAUGAUUCAUAUAUUUAGAAGAGCCACAUGAAACCCAUGACAAAGUGAAUGUGAAUAUACUUUCUAAAAUACUUAGAAAAUUUUAUCUUUCUGCAUUUAUCAUGUAAAAUUAUUUUAGUAUUACAAUAUUGAAAUUUUUCAUUUAAAGAAAAACGGCAUGAAACAUUUGAACUGAUAAGCUACAGUAUAUCAGUUGAAAAUUUAUUCACUUUUUAGCAUGCUAAAUGUAUAUCUAAGUUAUUCAUCUUGUUUAAUGGCCAUUUAUAAAUCCAGGCACUACCACUGGUCAAUUUUGCAUAGUAGAAAAAAAGUAUGUUAUCUGCAGUGUAAGUAUAGAACACUGUCAAAUUCUUUUCCUUAAGGGGCAUAGUAUAUGUACAGAUAGUCAUAGGCUACUGUUUUGUAAUGUAUUACAUUUCCAAUUUGUUAUUCCUGACCUAUAUAUAUGUUUGCAGAGAGGAUAGAAAUGAAUUUUUUAAUUAUCUGUAAAAUUAUGCUAACUUCUACAAGUAGGCAUUAUAAAUAAAAUUUUUAAAAAGAGCAAACUCGCA
Messenger RNA from Choloepus didactylus (southern two-toed sloth), 7457 nucleotides. RefSeq names its product oxysterol binding protein like 8 (gene OSBPL8). Gene Ontology annotation, cellular component: membrane; intracellular membrane-bounded organelle; cytosol. The transcript is spliced from 21 exons. Bases 619 to 3219 code for a protein of 866 amino acids. Gene Ontology annotation, molecular function: cholesterol binding. NCBI's taxonomy places the organism in Eukaryota, Metazoa, Chordata, Mammalia, Pilosa, Megalonychidae. The record is from RefSeq and is a predicted model, not a curated record.